Molecule: messenger RNA, 4643 nt
Organism: Eublepharis macularius
Lineage: Eukaryota; Metazoa; Chordata; Lepidosauria; Squamata; Eublepharidae
Gene: SERTAD4
Product: SERTA domain containing 4
Exons: 4
Coding region: 63-1127 (354 amino acids)
Cellular component (GO): nucleus
Source: RefSeq, a predicted model, not a curated record
UCCUGAGGGAGGGAAGCGCCGCCGCUUCUAGCCACGCAGAGCCGCGGGUCAGAGGUGCAGCGAUGACUCUGGUGCUGCCUCUGAGCAGCUUCUGCGAGCCCAUUGUCUCCUCCGAGGGAGCCGCCGAGUACCAGCCGCUGUGGGAGUCGCGCUGUUGCAGCAAGAGCAGCCCCGCCUCGGAUGCAGCCGCCGGCAGCAGCAGCGGCCAGGGCCAGGGCCAGGGCCAGGCGCAGCAGCCUCCGGGCGACGGCAGGACGGCAGCAGGGCAGCCUCCGGACUCAGGAUCACACCACAGAGGAAUUUCAAAUCCUAUAGCAACAUCCAAGAUCACAUACUUUAAAAGGAAAUAUGUGGAAGAGGAGGACUUUCAUCCACCACUCACCAGCUGUACACCCAAAACAAUCUCUGUCUUUGAGGAGCGGGCACAUAUCCUUUACAUGUCUUUGGAAAAACUAAAGUACAUUGAUGACCCUGAAGUCUACCUAAGGAGAUCGGUUCUCAUAAACAAUUUAAUGAAGAGAAUUCAUGGGGAAAUCAUCAUGCAAAACAAUUGGUGUUUCCCCACUUGCUCUUUUGGCGGCACCUCAGCACAAGAAUGGUUCAUGUCUCAUGACUGUCCUUAUAGGAAGCGCCUUCGGAUGGCAAGGGAAGACUGUGAGAAGAUCCAUACCUGCUGCUUUUAUCAAGAAUGUGGCAGCCACUAUUUAAGUUUACCAUUAUCUACAAAUUCUGCAGUGGGAAAUUCCUCUUCCUCCCCUUCCUCCUCUUCUUCUAUAUCUUUGCCAAGCUGUUCCCAGCAAGUGGAGUAUGGUGUGAAUAAUACCCCUGUUUAUCGGAGUGACAAUCAGAUACAUGCCAGUGAAAUUUUCAUUACUAGUGCCAGGCCACAUGGUAAGGCAAUGUUAAGCAACGAGAAAGGAGGCCAUGAAUUGGAACGAGAACGGGCUGCAGACUGGGAACCAAUGAAAAGUGAUCACAGCACUGAAUGUAAAAGUAAAUAUUAUGAUUAUUUUGAGAUGGGGCGGGGUGACAAAAGCAACAUGAAUGAAUCUUGGAAGAAAUCCUUACGAAAAAGGGAAUGCUUACCAGGUGGCAAAAUAUGUUGCAGUAAAGGAAGUAAAAUAUGAAGCACCUUCCCAACAACUGCAGUUCUGAAGCAUACGCAACAUGUUCAGUUUAUCAAACACAAUUUCAUUCUGCGUGGAUUUUCUUACAGUUUUAUACUACCAAUACAAUCAUGUAUUCAUGGAUAGUUUUUAACGACUGGGGAGCAGAUUGCAUCAAAGUGUAUGUAUGGUCUGCAUCACAGAGUUAUUUAUAAAUAUAAGGAAUCUUCAUCAAGAGCACAGUUGAAUUGCAAUGUAUGAAUAUAUUUUAGCUUUUGUUGCUGAAAGAACCAAUCAACCAGAUGGAGAAAACAUGAUCUUUCCCCUAGGGAGGCUGACAUGAAUUAAGAAGAAUCUCCUUUAUGCUCAUCAGUGGAUUAUAUAUUUGAUAAACAAAUUAUUACCAGCAAAGGAGGGAGGUAUUUCUUGCCCAACAAUAAUUGUUGUCAGUAAGACUGGAUGUCACUGAAGAAUAAGCCUAUGUUGUGGGCUAGCAUUAACACUACAAUUACUAAGUGUCUGGUUUUGCCAGACAAGUAGGGUGCAAUAACAUCUUUGUAUGGAAUCUUAAUCAGAAAUACCAUGUGUAGCUCCAGCACAUGUACAAUUUUUUCAGCUAAGUUGCAAGAAUGAACGAACGGGCCUCGUGGUAGUUUAUUGCUAUACAGGGCGGAGUUUCUUUGGUGCCUUACUUUUUAUCUUAAAUUUUCCAGGGUGAAAAUUAAGUUUAAAACAGUGCUAGAGCAGGGAUGUAACCUAAACAGGAAAAAAAACAGGGUGGAUCAAAUAUUAUUAGAAACCUGUACCUUUGAAAUUCUGAUUUUGAUUUCCUAUUCAAAUGCUCUAUUCUUCCUUUUUGCUCAAUUGCUUUUUGAUUUGCCAUCCUUUGGAAGGGAUUGAAGAAGAAACAAUAGAGAGAUGUCUCUUGUAAACAAGCAUUAGCUGCUUGAAUAUUUCUAUGGCAACUGUCUGUUGCUGCGAUUUUCCUUUUUCUUUCUGGUAUAAUGAAGUUCAUGAACCAGUGGCAUGCUUUAUACUUUAGUCUAUUUCACAUCAUUUCUCUCUUUAAAAUUGUAAAGAGCAUGUACUGGGGUUUCAUAUAACGUUAGGGGUUUUUAUUUCGGGGGCGGGGGAAGCACAAUGUUAAUAAAUGAUGUGGUGAUAAGAUUUUUAACUGAAAUGAAUGUAAAGGUUUUAAUCUUUUUAAAAAAGAUUAUCUUGGAGAAACAGGGGUAAUAAUCUUCUCUCAUAAGAAAUAAGAUUUGGUUGGUUUCUUCAUUGUAAAAUGAACAGUUCGGCAAGAUGCAGAUAAAAGUGCAGCACCCUUAAGUCCCACUGAUAGCAAUAGGUGGGUUCAGCACACAAUACAGUCUGUCCCAUUGAAAUCACUGGGAUUUAUAAGUGUUGAACUGAAUUACGGCCUUAGUGAAUGAAGAACUUCCUGUCAUUCAACUCCCAGCUAUGCUCUCCUCACUACAGGCUUGUAAGUUGAAAGACAGACAGACAGAACCUUUAUUGGCAUAACCUUAACAGCAUCAAGGCUCGUAAGUUACCAGUAGAGUACAUUAAACCUUUACUUGUUAAAUCUUUGUUGUCAGUUUGUAAAGCCUAGCUGCCCCCUAGUAUCUUGUACUUUUUUUUAACUGGACACAUUAAUUUCUCAAAUAUUGUUGGCAUCAAAUUACAUUCCUCACAGGCCAGUUAUUCCUCCUCUAUAAGGCUGCUUCCACAUGGGGAGUUCCACAUGCUCCCAGUUUAUUAGGGAUCUUCCAUGUGAUGUUGUGUUUUUUCCAAAUACAGCUCAUUGGGAGCUCCCGGGGCUGUCCCGUUUAAGCCAAAGCAAAGAAAAACCUCCUGUGCUCUGACUUAAAGAGGAAACAGCAUGCUGGCUGCAGGCAGAGCCUCCAUGUGAAAGCUCUGCCAAUGGUUAAUCCACAGAGGGGAGUGGAACUCAAUGCCAGCAUUUCCCCAAUUUUUAAAAGAUCUUUAACGGGUCUUUACUUUAAUAGUGAGAGAGAAUUAAAGCAAUCCCUUUGCAAUCUAUUUUAUGCUUUUCAUGAAAAGGGUUUUCAGCUGUGAGUAAGCAUGAAACGGAAAGGAGUGUGGCUCUGUCAGCUCCUUGCCUGUGGCACUCAUAGGCAAUCCAGCAGUUUCCCCUUAUCCUCAUCUGUGACGAACAUGCCUUCUCCUUUCUUUUCCAGGAAUAUAUAGGCUGUGGAACCUGCAGUAACCACUGCAAACUUAAAUGUGUAACCUCAGAAUUCAGUCUUCUCCCUUCACUGUGAUACAAUCCUGAGGAUCUUCACCCCCAUGUGUGCUUUGCACAUGCACAGUGUAAUGGCUCUUGUGCAAACAGGUCUCCAUUUACCUAUGCGAUCUGGAGAAAAUAGUUGGAUAACCCAAGAGGAGUUUAAUUUCACCCUAAAAGCAGAUAUGAUCUAAUGAUUGGCAUUGUAUCUGCACCAAACAACUGACAAACUAUUGUUGGUAAGCAUAGCUGGUGGUGUCAAUACAACAUAUGGACAUAUACUGCCACCAGUGAAGAUUAAGGCAAAGCAAGAAAAUCAUUAACAGAAGUAAUCUGUUGAACAACUACUUAGAGCCAAAUCUUUGCACUGUGACUGUCCUAUGGACAUAAUGCAAACAAUGGCUCGGUGCUGCAUAAUGAAGCCUGGGAGAUCCUCAGACUCACAUAUUCCCUCCUCCCUCCUUAUGAAUUCAUAUCUAAUUGGUUAUUUCCUUGUUUACAUAAAACUGUAGCUUGUCAUUAUAUCCAAAUCAGUGAACCAAACAAGGAUUGCAAAGUUGGAAACAUACCAUGGUUUGAAAUCCAGAUUUGCAGGGAAAGCACAAAGUAUAAUGUGAAUGUAACAGCAAACUGUGGUUUGCCUCAAACCAAGAAAUAGUAAAUUACCUGGCAGUACAUAAGGAGAGUGGGCAACAAGAGAAGGGAGUGCACAAGCCCAAAGAUCCCCCAUGAUUGCUGAUGUAGUGCCAGUCCAAACAUUUGAGUUCCAAUGAUACAGCCAAGGUCUUUAGUUAUUUUUAAAUUGGGCAUGUAUUCUAUACAUUUGAGAAUACAAAGCAGACCUUUUCAAAAUAAACACCUGCUGUUAUCCUUAAAAACUUGUUGUUUGCCUAUAAUACAAUUAUGACAGGUUAUCUCCACAUUCCUUGCAUGCUUAGAAAAUGCACAUUGACAUUCUACUGGGAAUGAAAGAUAACCUUAUGCCAAAUUUAGGAAGAAUGAUUAAUGUUUAGAUACAUCUAAUUAAAAAAAAAUCCUACCUUAUUUCUCCAAGACAAAAACAUUUUUAAUUAUUGCUAUCAAUAUUAAAUAUAGAUCUCAUUCAUACAGUGUAUGAGUAGGAUCAUUUAGUCUUUUGUCCACAAGGACCAAUUUUUUUUAAAAAAACUGAUUUUCUUAUGUUAUAUUCAGUUGAGAAUAGACUCAUUUUUUUCCAGUAUAUGUCAAACAUCUGAUGUUUUAAGCUUAGAUAUUUAGGUACUUGUAUACUAAGGUGGUGUUGUAGUAAA